Microcebus murinus (gray mouse lemur) is the source of this 909-nucleotide messenger RNA. NCBI's taxonomy places the organism in Eukaryota, Metazoa, Chordata, Mammalia, Primates, Cheirogaleidae. The record is from RefSeq and is a predicted model, not a curated record.
GGUGGGCAGGGUCAUUCAAGGAAAAAAAGAAUAGAAUGUGCAGCGGUGCAGAGGAUUAUAAAUGCGGGUCUCUUGGAAAUGGAUGGUUUGGAAGAAUCUGGGGGGUGACAGACGGAUGACGAACGUCCGAAAUGCAAUAGUAAGUGACAUUAGUUAAAACGGAACUCUCGGCGUGCUGUCUGUCGGGAGGAAACACUACCCUCCGCAAACUGAAACUCAACGUGAGGCACGCACCACGCACAAAGGCAGGAGACUUGGGGACGCUCGCUUUGAUUUCGGGCGCCCGCGCCAGCUCAGGCAGAGAUUGGUGGCGCUGCGGAAGUCGGGCAUACGUCACUUCCGGCUGCGGCCGGCGGCGACCUUCCGCUCGCGCUAUGACCGCCAGCGCGGAGCCGCAGAGGCGACGGCCCGGAGUCGGAGUUGGAGUCGUGGUGACCAGCUCCCGCCAUCCCGGUUGUGUCCUCCUGGGGAAGAGAAAAGGGACUUUUGGAGCAGGCAGUUUCCAACUUCCCGGGGGCCAUCUGGAGUUCGGUGAGAGUUGGGAAGAAUGUGCUCAAAGAGAAACCUGGGAAGAAGCAGCUCUUCAUCUGAAAAAUGUUCGCUUUGCCUCGGUUGUGAAUUCUUUCAUUGAGAAAGAGAAUUACCAUUAUGUCACUAUAUUAAUGAAAGGAGAGGUAGACAUGACUCAUGAUCCAGAACCAAAGAAUGUAGAGCCUGACAAAAAUGAAAGUUGGGAGUGGGUUCCUUGGGAAGAAUUUCCUCCAUUAGACCAGCUUUUCUGGGCACUGCGUUGUUUAAAGGAACAAGGCUAUGAUCCAUUUAAAGAAGAUUUGAGCCAUCUAGUAGGAUACAAAGGAAAUCAUCUCUAGAGAUAGGUUCUUGCUUUGUCACCCAGACUGGAGUGCAGUG